CCACACACUCCCUGCGCUUUUUUUUGGUUGCACUCAGAUAACACUGCUCAGGCGCUCCCAGUGCCCAGUGCUUCACUCCUGCCUACAAUGCGCAGUGUGCGAACGGGAAACUGAACUGCUUCUUGGUUUCUCUCGCACUACAUUGCUGUUUCGUGUCUCCUGCCUCUGAGUGAUUUCAUGCUGUGACUUCUCCACUCCAGGGUUCUCCAGGUGUCUUGCUUCCUAAAGAGCUACACUUGGUUGCGUCUUUCUCCAGAAUGGAUUUGCACAGGAGCGCAUGGUGGACAAUAAUCGUGCUGUCUCUGACAGUCUGUGCAGCAGAUUCCGGCAUCACUUGGGAAGUUCAAAGAUAUGAUGGCUGGUAUAAUAACUUGGCCUAUCAUCGUCGGGGGACAGCAGGUGCACCUCUCAUGCGCCUCCUGUCCGCUCACUACUCAGACGGAGUUUUUCAAAUCAAAGGACUGCACCUACCCAAUGCACGGUGCAUCAGCAACACACUGUCACGUGGCCCCUGUGGCCACCUAUCAGUCCAGAACCGAACGGUUCUCUCAUUGUUUUUUGGUUUUCAUGUAGCGUAUGAGAUUGUGGAAUCCCGAAGACCCGGUUGCCCUGCUGAGUUCAUGGACAUCCCAGUCCCAAAGGAUGACCCCGUCUUUGGGCAUAACUCCACAGAAGAAGUCCUGCUCCAGUUCCAGCGUGUGCAGUGGGACCAGAGUAGUGGACAGAGUCCAAACAACCCCAGAAAACAGGUGAACCAUGUGACAGCUUGGAUUGAUGGCAGCUCAAUCUAUGGCUCCUCCAGCUCUUGGUGUGAUGCCCUGAGGAGUUUCCAUGGAGGGCUUCUAUCUGCAGGCUCUUCUCCUGACAUGCCAAAGCAGACUGCCAGUAACAAUUUCAUGUGGAGUGCUCCAAACCCCUGCAACGGACAGACUGGCCCAGACGGCCUCUAUGAAUUUGGAAAUGCCUGGGCCAAUGAGAAUAUCUUCACAGUAGCUGAGGCGAUUGUUUGGUUUCGUUACCAUAAUUACCUUGCUACUCAACUACACAAGGAACACCCAUCAUGGUCAGAUGAGGAGCUUUUUCAAAAUGCAAGGAAGAGGGUUAUUGCCACAUUUCAGAACAUUGCAUUCUAUGAAUGGCUGCCUGCAUAUCUAGGAGUCUCAGUGCCUCCAUACCCAGGCUAUCAGAAAACUGUGGAUCCAGGAAUUUCUCCUGAGUUUCAGAUUGUAACAACAUGUUUUGAUUUAACUCUGCUUCCCUCUGGUGUCUAUAUGCGAAACAGGACUUGUCAUUACAGAAAAGUUGUAAACUUGGAUGGGAGCACUUCUCCAGCACUCCGCUUAUGCAACAGUUUUUGGAACAGAGAUAACCCAAAUUUAAAAUCUGGCCAAGAUGUGGACGAUCUUAUAAUGGGUAUGGCUUCACAGACAGCUGAGAGAGAGGACAACAUAAUUGUUGAGGAUUUGCAAGACUACAUGUACGGUUCCUUGCAGUUUUCACGCACUGAUGCAGUGGCCAUGGCCAUUCAGAGAGGCCGAGACUUUGGGCUGGCGAGCUAUAACCAAGUCAGAGAGGCCCUCAACAUUCCACCUGUCAAGACCUGGGGAGAAAUUAAUCCCAACCUGAACAAGACUAAUCCAUCGUUAUUUUUGGAGCUGUCCAAGCUAUACGGAAACGAUAUCAACAGGUUGGAGCUGUUUGUAGGAGUUCUGCUGGAGAUAAGCAAUGGACCAGGUCCAGUGGUUUCGUCCAUUGUCCUGGACCAGUUUGAACGCAUCAGAAAUGCAGACCGAUUCUGGUUUGAAAACCAACAAAAUGGCUUGUUUACGGAGGAGGAGAUCCAAGCUAUACGAAACACCACAUACUAUGAUGUGCUUCUCAGUACCACUAGUGCAGAGAGUGGAGACCUACAAGAGAAUGUGUUUUUCUGGCUAAAUGGUGAUCCCUGCCCUCAACCUCAGACAAUCACAGCCUCCAUGCUGUAUCCUUGUACUAAUGCUACUUCUAUGAGUUACUUCGACAGUGGCAGUAAAGCAGGCUUUGGCAUUUUUGUUAUUGCCCUUUUCUUCUUCCCUGUAGUGAGUUUCCUCGUGGCUUACAUAGUGGCCUACAUCCGGGCAACCAAAUACAAAAGGUUUCUGAAAAGGACCCAAGGCCCCACCAAAGACAAAACCACCACUCAUGGAAUCAGAGCUUGUGAGUGGCAAGGAUAUUCAGAUUCUCCUCAGUAUGUCAGCCUGGAGAUUGAUGAAAAGAAACGGCUCCUGAUUUACGGUGAAAAUGGAUCCCCUGUGCGCACUCAUAACCUCGGCACUCAGGACCUCCUUGAGGUGUUUCUGUCCAACGAUCACCAGCACCGUGCCCUACUUCUGAAGAUCCCCAAGGAAUAUGAUCUGGUUUUGUUAUUUGAGAACGCUGUGCAGAGAUCAGAGUUUGUGGCUCAGCUGCAGUCUGACCUGAAGGAAAUUACCCAGCAUCUGAUAGUGACCGAGAUGAGUGAGAAAGAACUGCUGAAGGAGGCGGUGACCAAAGAGCAGCGAGCUCAGAUAGUGGAGACUUUUUUCAGACAUGCAUUUGCAAAGAUUCUAGAUAUUGAUAAAAGUGAUGCAGGAGAUCUGAGUGGUGUGUCCUCCAAGAAAACCAAAGAGGCUCUUCAGUGUGAGCUCACAGGAUCUGAGUUUGCCCAUGCACUUGGGCUGAAGCCUGACUCGCCCUUUGUGGAGUCCAUGUUUUCUCUGGCAGAUAAGGAUGGCAACGGAUACCUCUCUUUUCAAGAGUUUCUCGAUGUUCUGGUCAUCUUCAUGAAAGGAACCCCAGAGGAAAAGUCCAAGCUCCUGUUCUCCAUGCAUGAUAUUAAAGGAGAAGGUUUCCUGUCUAAGGAAGAUUUUUGUUCUUUACUCAGGUCUUUCUUGGAGAUCUCCAGUAAUGUCCUCUCUAAGAACCAAGCAGAGGAGGCUAUAGCAGCUAUGCUUCAUGCUGCAGGCUUUGAUAACAAAGAUCACAUCACCUGGGAAGACUUUCACGUCUUACUGCAAGAUCAUGAGAAUGUCCUGCAGUUUGCACAACUUAACAUCAAAGGAAUGGAAAUGCGUGACAUGAACAGACUAAACCAACAUCGUGUGUCCUUUAUCAUCACAAAGAAACACAGUUCCUCUUUUAAAAAAGAUGGUGACUUUGUAUACAAUUGCCCUGUAGAUGAUGGCCAGGAACUUCGCCAAAGAAAAAAAUCGGGCAUCUCCAACUCGAAGCUGUAUGUAAAGCCUCAGAGAGAGCGCUACAUUAGGAGUCGUGUCCAACAGAAGAUCCAACAGUUUAAACGCUUUGUCGAAAACUACCGUCGCCAUAUUGUGUGCAUUGGUGUCAUCUAUGGGAUCACUGCUGGGGUUGCUCUGGAGAGAUGCUAUUUCUAUGGUUUUCAGGAUCGCACCGCCGGUGUCACAGAAUCCUCCAUGGUGGGCGUUAUAGUGUCCCGAGGCUCUGCUGCUGCCAUCUCUUUCUUGUUCCCCUACAUGCUCCUCACAGUGUGUCGCAACCUCAUAACCAUGUGCAGAGAAACCUUCCUCAACAGAUACAUUCCUUUUGACUCCGCUAUAGAUCUCCAUCGCCUCAUGGCAAUGACGGCUAUCAUCCUUUCAGUUACACACAGCUUGGGUCAUUUAGUCAAUCUUUACAUCUUCUCUGUCAGUGAGCUCAGCAUCCUUGCCUGCAUGUUCCCCAAAGUGUUUUCCAAUAAUGGGUCAGAGCUACCAGAAAAAUGGACCUUCUGGUUCUUUUGUACAGUACCAGGCAUGACAGGAAUCAUUCUUCUCUUUGUCUUAGCCUUUAUGUAUGUCUUUGCCUCACACUACUUCAGACGUAUCAGUUUCAGAGGGUUUUGGAUCACACACUAUUUUUACAUGCUUAUCUAUAUCCUGACAGUAAUCCAUGGCAGCUUUGCCCUCCUCCAGCAGCCACGCUUUUACAUCUACCUGAUCCCACCUGCCCUCCUCUUCCUCCUGGAUAAACUCAUCAGCCUCAGCAGGAAGAAGGUGGAGAUCCCUGUGGUGAAUGCUGAGCUGCUGCCCUCAGGAGUGACAUAUCUGGAAUUUAAGCGCCCCCAGGGAUUUACUUACCGUUCAGGACAGUGGGUACGUGUGGCCUGUCUGGAGUUGGGCACAGAUGAGUACCACCCCUUCACACUGACCUCAGCACCUCACGAGGAGACCCUCAGCCUGCACAUCCGUGCCGUUGGACCAUGGACCAGCAAGCUGCGAGAGAUCUACAACCUAGAGAGACUGAAUGAACUAGGGACUUAUCCUAAACUGUAUCUGGAUGGACCAUUUGGGGAGGGCCACCAGGAGUGGAAAGACUUUGAGGUGUCUGUUCUCGUGGGAGGAGGCAUCGGAGUAACUCCAUUUGCUUCUAUACUGAAGGAUCUAGUUUUCAAGUCUUCAGCAAAACUCAAAGUUCAAUGCAAAAAGGUGUAUUUUAUCUGGGUGACCCGGACUCAGCGUCAGUUUGAGUGGGUGUCAGAUAUCAUACGAGAAGUUGAGGAGAUGGAUGCACAGGAGCUGGUGUCUGUACACAUCUACAUCACUCAGCUGGCAGAAAAGUUUGAUCUGAGGACCACAAUGCUUUAUGUAUGCGAGCGCCAUUUCCAGAAAGUGUCGAACAGGAGUCUGUUUACUGGCCUGCGUUCUGUCACACACUUCGGUCGUCCACCAUUUUUGGCUUUCUUCAGCUCCCUACAGGAAGUUCACCCUGAGGUGGGGAAGAUUGGUGUCUUCAGCUGUGGUCCGCCUGGCCUGACAAAGAAUGUAGAGAAAGCCUGCCAGCAGAUAAACAAACGAGAUCAAGCACAUUUCAUUCAUCAUUUUGAGAACUUCUAACUUGACUGUUGUUCCUAAAUUUACUGUUGCUUAACACCAGUAAAUUUAGAAGCAACACUCUUCUCAGUCAACAGUAAAUUUACUUUUACUAACACUGUUAAUUUUAUUUCAUUCUUUUCCUAAGCUAGGGAAGAUCAAGCACAUUUCACCCUUCAUUUUAAAACUUCUAACUUGACUGUUGCUCCUAAAUUUACUGUUACUAACAAUUAACAAUAAAGGUAUCUAACUAUAAAUGUGUUGAUAUUAUGAGAUGCAUUGAUUUUUCUUGACAACAUAGUGCAGUACUGUUAGAGAUUUAUUUUCAACUAAUUAAUUCCUUUUUUGUCAGCAAGUUUAUUUCUUUUUUCCUUAUUAAAAUAUAUUUUAAAUGUGAUUCGUCAAAUUAAAUUUGCCUUCUGACCUUCACUGUGAUAUAAGGGCCAU
This is a messenger RNA of Pangasianodon hypophthalmus (striped catfish), 5291 nucleotides long. RefSeq names its product dual oxidase (gene duox). NCBI's taxonomy places the organism in Eukaryota, Metazoa, Chordata, Actinopteri, Siluriformes, Pangasiidae. The transcript has 33 exons. Bases 258 to 4868 code for a protein of 1536 amino acids. Gene Ontology annotation, molecular function: calcium ion binding; peroxidase activity; heme binding. Gene Ontology annotation, biological process: defense response; response to oxidative stress; superoxide anion generation. The record is from RefSeq and is a predicted model, not a curated record. Gene Ontology annotation, cellular component: plasma membrane; NADPH oxidase complex.